Lactuca saligna is the source of this 462-nucleotide messenger RNA. NCBI's taxonomy places the organism in Eukaryota, Viridiplantae, Streptophyta, Magnoliopsida, Asterales, Asteraceae. The record is from the annotation of a GenBank genome assembly.
AUGGGAUGUGGCGCAGGGCUUGCUAUCCUCGGUCAUUACUAUCCUCCCUGCCCGCAACCAGAGUUAACAAUAGGCGCCCCCGACCACACUGACUACGAUUUCAUCACGAUUCUUCUACAAGAUCAUGUUGGUGGCUUUAAGAUCUUGUAUGAAAACCAAUGGAUCGAUGUUCAUCCUAAACAAGGAGCUCUUGUAGUAAAUGCUGGAGAUCUUUUACAGCUAGUUACAAAUGACAAGUUUGUGAGUUCACGACACAAGGUGGUUGCAAACAAGGUUGGUCCAAGAGUAUCAGUGGCAUCGUUCUUUAUGAGUGAGACCUUGCAAGUUAUUGAACCAAUCAAGGAGUUGCUUUCGAAAGAUAAUCCAGUCAAGUAUAGAGGCACAACAGCGAAAGAAUAUGUGGAUUACUACAGAGCAAAAGGAAUUGAUGGCACUUCUGCUCUUUUGCAUUUCAAGAUCUAG